AUGCGAUGGGCAGCUGUCUCCGUGCGCGCGAAAGCAAAGUGCAAGGUGACUCGGCGAGCGGAUGCACGUCCACGGUUGGCGAAGAUCUUGGCUCUCAACCAGCUAAGACUGAUUCCUGGAAGCUGGCGGCCUCAAUGCGCCAUUUUUAAGCAAAUACGAGAACAGAUAGCAUCUCCAUGGUGGCAAAUUCAUUCCCUAGCGGCUGAAAAGCCAAUCACCCCGACCUGCACUGAGACGGCGGUCGGCACAACGACAUGCAUUUGCGGGGAUGGCGCAGCCGGGAAACGGUCAGCUGACGCUGCCACCCUGUCGCAGUCGACUAAUACCGUCAUUGUACAGUGCCAGAGUUCCUUCAGCUUCGUACCAUCUGAUAAGAGCGUCUGCAACGGACAAGCAAGUCUGGAUUCUAUGAGGUUUUGCACAGACUCGAACCAGAGGACCCAGAAAGGGCUUACUCCACUCGCUGACUACCUCACACCAUCCGUCGACAGCGUCCAGUGGCAAACCUCAAUGCAAAGCCACUCUUUGACCUUCCCGUCCGGAAACUUCCCAUUGAGUGACAGAGACUUUUUCGUAGGCUGCAAGAAGGAUGGAACCGAGAUAUGCCUGGUAAAUGUACAUGUGAAAGCUAGGCAGUCAAGGCUCACGGACAGUAAUACGCUCGUCUGCGCGUAUGGCGCGGACAGCAACUCGUCUGUUUCAGAAGCAGUGAUCAAUUUCAACAAGAACUCGCUGACGGUUGACUGUGGCGCCGACGGAGAAGUGCCGUUGCAGGACAACAGGCCCAUUGUGUACCAUUGCACCGACCCAGCGAAAGAGGAAUGUAAAGGCGUCGUCGACUUCAAAAGCAUCCUGCCAGGCUUCUCCGAAGAGUGGUUGACUGUAGACGAGGGCCACCACGGCGUCAAACUCGUUAUUCCAGAAGGUGGAUUCCCCACUGAGCCGAAAACAAUCGUGCUCGGGUGCAACCGGAGAGACUCGGCGGCUCGGCAGGUUCCUGAAGUCCCUAUGGGCGGCUCGUCUGCCAAACCUCUCCCUCUGUGCCGAGUCAAGGUCACUCUGAAGACCCACGCGAGCAGCGCGGCUGGCCUAAACUUUUCAGCAGGUGGAUCAACACUGAUGUUAGUGCCGUUGGUCUUCGCCCCACAUCUAUGA
This is a messenger RNA of Besnoitia besnoiti, 1155 nucleotides long. Its product is annotated as SAG-related sequence. The record is from RefSeq and is a predicted model, not a curated record. Bases 1 to 1155 code for a protein of 384 amino acids. The transcript is spliced from 2 exons. Gene Ontology annotation, cellular component: membrane. NCBI's taxonomy places the organism in Eukaryota, Apicomplexa, Conoidasida, Eucoccidiorida, Sarcocystidae.